Puntigrus tetrazona (Sumatra barb) is the source of this 1539-nucleotide messenger RNA. RefSeq lists its product as uncharacterized. NCBI's taxonomy places the organism in Eukaryota, Metazoa, Chordata, Actinopteri, Cypriniformes, Cyprinidae. Bases 116 to 1246 code for a protein of 376 amino acids. The transcript has 6 exons. The record is from RefSeq and is a predicted model, not a curated record.
AUAGCUGCCAGAACAGUUUACUAAAACUCGACCUCACAUCAGCUCGUCGGUCAUAUUAUUACUGAUCAAGUUCUGAACAGCUUGUCUUUACAUAUUUGUGGACCGAAACCUGAAGAUGUCUAACAGAUUGUGGUUCUGUUUGUGUUUAUGGCGUCUGAUUGGUGUGUUUGGUGGAGAAAUAAAGUUUGUGAAAAUUGGAGAAUCAGUGACUCUCAACUCUGAUUUUACUGAAAUGAUGGAUGAUGAUAAGAUUCAGUGGAGGUUUAAAAAUACUUUAAUCGCUGAAAUCAAUGCAACAGCUGACAUCAUGACUGUGUAUGAUGAUGUUCUUGACGGGAGAUUCAGAGACAGACUGAAGAUGAACGAUCAAACUGGAUCUCUGACCAUCACUAACAUCACAAUGAAACAUGCUGGAGAUUAUGAACUAGAGAUCAACAAUAUGAGCAAGAAUUUCUUUCUCCGUGUCUAUGAUGAAAUCCCACUGAAGGAGGGAGAAUCAGUCACUCUAAACACUCAUCUUACUCAAAUAAUGGAUGAUGAUCGGAUUCAGUGGAGGUUUGGAUUUUACUCUGUACUAGCUUACAUUUAUAGACAGAGCUCUAGAACCAUGACUUUAUAUGAUGAUGUUCUUGACGGGAGAUUCAGAGACAGACUGAAGAUGGACGAUCAAACUGGAUCUCUGACCAUCAUGAACACCACAAUGAAACAUGUUGGACAUUAUAUUCUACAGUUCAACAACAUGCACAUGUUUUUCUUCCUCACUGUCUAUGAUGAUAUAUCAGUGAAGGAGGGAGAUUCAGUCACUCUCAACUCUGAUCUUACUCAAAUAAUGGAUGAUGAUGAGAUUCAGUGGUGGUUUGGAAAUGAAAUCACUUUAAUAGCUGGAAUCAGUAAACAGGCCAACAUCACGACUGUAUAUGAUGAUGUUCUUGACGGGAGAUUCAGAGACAGACUGAAGCUGGACAAUCAAACUGGAUCUCUGACCAUCACAGACAUCACAAUGAAACAUAAAGGACGUUAUCUUUUACUGAUAUUUGGAUCAACAGAGUCAUUAAAAGCUUUCAGAGUUUCUGUCUCUAACUCAGACUCUGAACACUGCUGUGGUUUUACUGAAGCUGUGAUCCGAUUGGUCCUCUCUGCUCUGGUGGGCGUGGCUACUGUCCUUCUUCUGGUUUAUGACAUCAGAUCCAGAAGAGCUAAACGAGAUCAAACACACGUUCACACAACAAGAAAUAUUGAAAUGUAAAGCAGAUGCUGAACUUUAAAGCUUCUUCACGUGUGGUUUGUUAUAUUAAAUGCAGAUUACCGGUAUUAUUUAAUUUUAUUAUUUAGUACAAUGUAAAUGUAUUCUAAUAUUGUUAUUAUUGCGAUCAAGUUUAACCUCAUAUGAGGACAUUAUAUUUCUCUGAGACUAUAUGAUAGGUUGCUUCACCAGAAUCACUCUCUUUGCUUCAUCUUUUAAAAUGUCUGAAAUUAAUUUAAUGAAGUAAUUAUGACAUGAAUAUGUGUCAUUUUUAAAUUGUGUGUCAUAAAUAAACA